CUGCUUCUCUUUUUGUCCCUUUAUUACUCCCAUUGUGGUCUUCCUCUUCUGCAGUGGGAGUCUGGGAGCUUCUGGGUGUCUCACUUUACCUGACGGUGUGGACUGUGUCUGUAUCUCUCCAUUUCCCUGGUCUUGCUUUUGGCUCCUCUCCUAGACUCCACUCUCUCUGCCCCAUCCCUUUGUGUUUGGUCCCACUGGCUUUCUGGGGGGUGGGGUGUGGAGAUGGACGUAGAGAGGCAGAUAGGAAGACCUAGGACUUGUGCCCUUGAGUGUACGAGUGUCUCUUCAUUCCUGCUGGAUUUAUGUGACUGGUGUGUCAGUCCGUCGAACAUGUCCCUGUGUGUGUGCCAUAAUGAAAGAUGGGUUCUAAUCUCUCUGCUACUGACUUGGUAUGUGAUCUUAGCAAGUUACUUAUCCUCUCUAGGCCUCAUUUUUCUAGUAUUUAAAGAGAGAUAGUAAAGUAGAUGGGCCUCCAACUCGCUUUGCAUUCUAAAACUCUACAAAUCUGUCCUCUGUUUACCAUUCUUAGUGCUUCUGUGUAAGGGUGUUGGUUGAGAGUAUGCAGGUGUCUCUUUUGCGUGUGUCCAAAGCGGGGUGUGGAAGGAGUGUUUGAUGGAAACUCAUGCCUCCACCUGAGUAUCUAGGAUGUGUUAGAGCAACUGAAGCAAAACAUUCAAAGGUUAAAAUUCCGCAUUAUCCAGAUUUCUCACCUACGAAGCCAUGGUGGCUGGGGGAGAAAGACACUUGGGUUUGGGAAGGAACUUGGCUAAUCAACCACUCCCUUUUGGACUCACAUUCCUGAGCCCUUCGGUGGCAUGGAUAAUGGAAAUUAAUUACAGUUAAUAUUUAAUCCCUAAAGGCCAACGAGAGGCCCAGGCCUGGGUGGUGCCCAGACACCUGCAGGAGGGACACGUCCAGAUCCUGGCUUCCUCUCAACUUUCCUCUCUGUAGAACCCAGGCACCUUGAGCCUCCAGACAUGGGGGAGGAGGUAGGGUGCAGGAUUGAGGAAGAAGAAGCCCACCCUCUACUUUUCCCAAGAGCCCAGUGAAUGACCCUCUCCUGGCUCCUUGAAGCCAUACUGGGAGAACUGGAAAAUCCAGUUACCCAGCUUCCCCCUCACGUCUCCCCGCAAACUCUGCACUAAGGACUGCAUGGGGUGUAGGAGGGCAGGCCUCUUAGAAACAGCCAGCUGGGGCUUCAGAUAUCUCUUCGGUCAUCCCAGAAGUUAGGUGGCCAUGAUGGGGGCUACGCUGCCUCUCUUCUUCCUCCUGACCCUCCUGGGCAGCUCACAGGGAACAGGGUCAGGUAUGACUUUGCAACUGAGGCUGAAGGAGUCUUUUCCAGGAAAUUCCUCCUAUGACUCUAGCUUCCUGGGAUUGCUCGAGAAGGUAGUUCUUUGGGUGGGGAAAGAAUGGGACUGUGCGAGCUUGUUUCUGUGAGUCUGUUUGGGCCACUCACUGGGGGUCUGGCUGUCUCAGGGGUGUGCAUAAGGAGCGAUCUUACACUUCUCUCUUUAACCCUUUUUCUUCCCCAGCUCUGCCUCCUCCUCCGUCUCCCUCCAGGGACCAACAUCACCCUCCAUCAUGCAGGAUCCCCACAGCGUGUCACCUGCAAAGCCUGACAGCAGUUAGCCCUGUGCCCUCUUAGCCAGGGCAUUUGGCCCUGUCUGACCCUGUCUCCUAACAGGGGGUGUCUAGCCCUGUCUUCCAGCAGGCCCUCCCCUGCAGAGGGGCAGUAAACAUGCUGAAUUCAGAGAGUCAACUCCGUGUCCGUGUCCGUGAACGUGGGGACGGCAGGACAGGGAGCUGGACCCCAAGUCUGACUGUCUUCUCAGGGCUGUUGCGCAGAGGGGCUUGUGAUGGACACUCUUUCCUUCAACACCAGUGUCAGAGGCCCAGAAGGAAUCUGGGAAUUAACUAUAUGGGGCAACACACACACUGGACGCACAUACACACUUCAAGCUGAGGUCUUCAGAACACAUGGGAAUAGAAAAGAAAUAUCGAUUGAAUUCCUACUUUAUGACAGGCAUGAUGCUUUCCCAUUCCAAUGCUUGCAGCAGUUGUGAAUGUAGUGGAGUGUUUUUGUUGUUGUUUUCAUUUGCCAUGAACUCUGACUUGCGGUGGCCCCACAUGGUCAGAAUAGAACUGUGCUCCAUAGGUUUCAAUGACCGAUUUUUUGGGAAGUUUUUUUGCCAGGGCUUUCUUCCAAGGUGCCUCUGGAUGGACUCAAACCAUCAACCUUUUGGUAAGCAGCCAAGCGUGUUAACCUUUUGCACCACCCAGGGA
Messenger RNA from Loxodonta africana (African savanna elephant), 2286 nucleotides. It is a transcript of the gene SFTA2, whose product is annotated as surfactant associated 2. The record is from RefSeq and is a predicted model, not a curated record. NCBI's taxonomy places the organism in Eukaryota, Metazoa, Chordata, Mammalia, Proboscidea, Elephantidae. The coding region runs from base 1237 to 1440 and encodes 67 amino acids. The transcript is spliced from 2 exons.